Molecule: messenger RNA, 1388 nt
Organism: Umbelopsis ramanniana AG
Lineage: Eukaryota; Fungi; Mucoromycota; Umbelopsidomycetes; Umbelopsidales; Umbelopsidaceae
Exons: 6
Coding region: 209-1213 (334 amino acids)
Biological process (GO): regulation of actin filament polymerization
Molecular function (GO): small GTPase binding
Source: RefSeq, a predicted model, not a curated record
AGAAAACUUUUUUAAGCUUGGGUGAGUUUUGUUUUUUUGCAAGUCAAUAAAUUUUUUUAAAUAUACACUAUAUAUUUUUUUCAACAUCCCUUUCUCUAAUCAUCAUCAUCUCGCAAGUUGCCCAUUGACCCGUAAAGAGGUCAUCUAAUCUCUUACUACUCUUACCACAUAAUCAUCUUGUACAUCAUCAUUACAUUCAUUCCGCACAAUGGGCCAAUUCCUCUCCAACCUCAACAUUCGCAACGGUACUGACGCUAUGGUACCAGACGUCGCUUUCGAUAUCGAGAACGCAACGCCAAAUGACGAAGAGCUUUUCUUGUAUAAUCAAAUCUCAUCCAUGCUGGUCCAACCUGCUCCGGAAUUGUUGAAUCAAUUGAAAAACUAUCAAUCGGCAUCUGAUCUUAUUCGUGCAGCCAUUGCGUCUCCCACGCCAGAAAACGAAAACCGUGCAUGGGAAGCCGUUUUGCCCAUUGUCGACAAAUUACGGGACUUUUACGAGUAUGCUGCUGAACUAGAGGAUUGCCUCCCCCAAUUGCUCAGUAUGCUCUGCUCGGGAGACGUGAACAAGAAUUUGGAGAAGUAUCAAGGUCUUACAAAGUUGUUGGCCGAGAUACUGGACUUCGUCUUUGAGUUUGAUUAUUUGAAGAUGCGUAACGCCAGCUUGCAGAAUGAUUUCUCAUACUACCGAAGAAUGCUUCAACGCGGUCGAUACAGUAACAAGAAUACCGAUGACGACGGUCAGCAGUCGGAUCUUCGCAACGCCAUGAUUGAAGACGAGCAAGCUAACCGCAUUUCAUUGUUUAUCGCUUACCCCACUCCAAUGCUCAAAUGCGUCAUCGACACCACUGCCAACUACGUUCUUAAGCACAGUGUUCAAAAGAGUGUUUGCGACUGUUUAACUGCCAUAUGGGCUUCCUGCUUCCUUGCCGUUAGCAAGAAGAGAAACCAACGACCGGAAACAGCCGCGUUCUGCCUUAAAGUCAUGGUUGUGUCGAUCAUCUUGUAUGAUCAUAUUGACCCCCAUGGUGCCUUCUCUAAACAAUCUCCCAUCAAUAUUAAGAACUCGGUAAAGUUGAUUCAGGCAAUCAACGUUUUUAAUAUUCCACAGAAUUCGAGUGCUUCCAACUUGAUGCCUGCCUUGCGCUACAACUCGAAGCAUCUCAAUGAUGACUCCACUCCCAAAGGAGUCAAAAACCUGGUCAUGGCGACAUAAUGGGCUCUUCUUCUUUAUAUCCCCCACUCCUCAUUCUCCUCUCUCAUAUUCGUUCGAUAUUGGUAUGUCUGGACAUGACAGUAUCGAAUGACAACGAGUGUAUUGAGUUUAAUUAUUAAUUAGAUAUUUACGCGGUUAUCUCUGUUCUUUGAAGUAUCUUUUUUUUUUUUUUUUU